Molossus molossus (Pallas's mastiff bat) is the source of this 774-nucleotide messenger RNA. RefSeq names its product WAP four-disulfide core domain 1 (gene WFDC1). Gene Ontology annotation, molecular function: peptidase inhibitor activity. Gene Ontology annotation, cellular component: extracellular region. NCBI's taxonomy places the organism in Eukaryota, Metazoa, Chordata, Mammalia, Chiroptera, Molossidae. The record is from RefSeq and is a predicted model, not a curated record. Gene Ontology annotation, biological process: regulation of cell growth.
AUGCGGGCCGAGCCUGGAGAAGGCGUGGGGUACCUGCUCCGGGUCGUGCACGCUUCUGCUCCCCAUUCAAAGGACCCACCUGUCGAGAGGGCCCUCUUCUCUGAACAUCUGGGAAGAAACCCCUUGACCAGCUGCAGGAUGGGCAACAGCAGAAGGCAGGUCAUCUGGGCUCUGUGCUCCCUGCUGCUUCUCCUUGAAGCCAGUUCUGCCAAGAAUAUCUGGAAACGGUCGCUGCACGAGUGGCUGGCUAAAAAAGCCAACGACGAUGAGGCGAACGACCCCUGGCAGACCCUGGAGGAAAGCUGCCCGCCCGCGCCGCCCCCGCGCUUUCUGCCUCUGGGCGCCUGUCAGGUGGCGCUCUGCCAAGCCGACUCCCAGUGCCGAGCGCACCACCUCUGCUGCUACAACGGCUGUGUCUACACCUGCAUGAAGGCCAUACCGCCCCCACCCGUUGUAGAUUGGCUGGAAGAACCGGAACGUCUGUGGCCUGGUGGCAAAGGCUGGCUGCUGGAAGGCCCUCGCCGGGAGACACACGCCGACAUAUGCAGCACCACAGAGGAUGAGGAAGGGCCACUCCUCUGUCCCUCAGGCUUUGAGUGCCACAUCCUGAGCCCAGGCGACGUGUCCAAGGGCAUCCCCAACCAUGGGCAGUGUGUCAAGCAGGGCUCGAAAGCAGAGGAGUCAUUCCGACACACAGUUUACAAAGAAUAUCCAGAGGGUGAUUUUAAGAACGUGGCGGAACAUGGAAAAGAGCGACAAGUGCGCGUUCAGUGA